AUGGUCGGGCCGGAGGCCCUGGGCCUGAGGGGCCCCCGGGCACCCUUCCUGGCUGAGCCCUGGUGCGGGCAGCUGUGCAGCGCAGCAGGAGGGAGGCCGCUGGCCCCCGCGCAGGCUCUCACCACGGAGCUGGGGCCGGGGCCCCUGGCAUCGGGAGAGACAGCACCCGCGGGGGUUACUGCGGGGUCAGGCCUGCAGCUGAAGGACGGAGAGGAUGGGGAGACCCCACCCCCCAUGUCCCAGAAGAUGGGGACCCCCGCACAGCCCAGAGAAUGGGGGGACCCUGCUCUGUGGCCUCAGACCCUGCCCGGCCCCUAUUCCCGAGCCUCUGGCCUGUGUCCUGGCUGUGCCCUGAGGAGGGGGGCCGGCCUCCCGUGGGGCUUGGGGCACACGCUGGAUGGCUGGUCGGUGGUGGACACGAUGGUGGUGCCCACCAAAACGCCAGACCGGAAGCUCGUCUUCCGCAGAGGGACCUUGGAGCGCCUGACAGAGAAAAUCAGAGGGUCCCCGGGAAUCACCGCCGUCUUCCUGAAUGUGGAGAGGAUGGCUGCACCCACCAAGAAAGAACUGGAAGCCGCCUGGGGUGUGCGGGUGUUCGACCGAUUCACGGUGGUUCUUCAUAUUUUCCGCUGCAACGCCCGCACCAAGGAGGCCCGGCUGCAGGUGGCACUGGCGGAGCUCCCCCUGCUCAGGUCCUGCCUGAAAAACCACGUUGCCCACCUGGGCGGACGAGGACGGGACUCCCGCAACAUCAUGGGGUCAGGAGAGUCUUUCCUGCAGGUGCAGCAGCGCCUUCUGAAAGAUAAGGAAGCGAAGAUUCGGAAGGCCCUGGAUAGACUCCGCCGGAAGAGGCUUCUCCUGGGCCAGCAGCGGAGGCGGCAGGAGAUCCCUGUGGUCUCCGUGGUGGGCUACACAAACUGCGGAAAGACCACGUUGAUCAAGGCGCUGACAGGGGACCUCGCCAUCCAGCCCCGGGACCAGCUGUUUGCCACGCUGGACGUCACGGCGCACGCGGGGUGGCUGCCCUCUCGGGUGACCGUCAUCUACAUGGACACCAUUGGCUUCCUCUCCCAGCUGCCCCACAGCCUGGUCGAGUCCUUCUCGGCGACCCUGGAGGACGUGCGCCACUUGACAGCGUUUGGGACUCCCGCGGCCGCCCUCGGACCCCCAUCAAGGCAGGGUCUGCGACCCCUGGAGCCACACUCGGAUCCGCCAAGGCAGAGUUCAGGGUUCCGGAACUGA
Messenger RNA from Mesoplodon densirostris (Blainville's beaked whale), 1242 nucleotides. RefSeq names its product putative GTP-binding protein 6. The record is from RefSeq and is a predicted model, not a curated record. The transcript is spliced from 10 exons. Gene Ontology annotation, cellular component: cytoplasm. Gene Ontology annotation, molecular function: GTP binding; ribosome binding. Bases 1 to 1242 code for a protein of 413 amino acids. Lineage: Eukaryota; Metazoa; Chordata; Mammalia; Artiodactyla; Ziphiidae.